Calidris pugnax (ruff) is the source of this 1402-nucleotide messenger RNA. RefSeq names its product RNA binding motif protein, X-linked 2 (gene RBMX2). Gene Ontology annotation, biological process: mRNA splicing, via spliceosome. Lineage: Eukaryota; Metazoa; Chordata; Aves; Charadriiformes; Scolopacidae. The transcript is spliced from 5 exons. The coding region runs from base 101 to 976 and encodes 291 amino acids. Gene Ontology annotation, molecular function: RNA binding. Gene Ontology annotation, cellular component: catalytic step 2 spliceosome; U2 snRNP; precatalytic spliceosome. The record is from RefSeq and is a predicted model, not a curated record.
UCGGGUCAACUCGGCUACAAUCGGCUCGGCUCGGGUCGGUGGGGGGGGUGUGUGUGUGAACGGAGCGCAGCGCGCAUGCGCAGUGCGCGGCGGCGCCGCCAUGAAUCCCCUGACGAAGGUGAAGCUGAUCAAUGAGCUGAACGCGCGGGAGGCGGAGCUGGGCGUGCAGGAGGCGGUCUCGUGGCACGCGGAGUACAAGGACAGCGCCUGGAUCUUUGUCGGUACGGGCCGGGAGCGGAGCGGAGCAGGGCGAGUGUGUUGCAGGUACGGGGAGGUCGUUAACAUUAACCUGGUGCGGGACAAGAAAACUGGGAAGUCCAAAGGCUUCUGCUUUCUGUGCUAUGAGGACCAGAGGAGCACCAUUCUCGCUGUCGACAACUUCAAUGGGAUCAAGAUCAAAGGAAGGACCAUUCGAGUAGACCACGUGGCCAACUACCGGCCCCCCAAAGAGUCCGAUGACUUAGAUGAUGUCACCAAAGCCCUCCAUGCAAAGGGCUGUGGAGUUAAAACGCCGCCUCAUUCGUCAUCUGAAUCCCUCUCAGAAGAUGACGAUGUGUCUGUAAAAAAGCAGAAAGCUAAGGAGAAAAGCCAUCGGGAGCGGCCGGAGCAGGGCUCGCAGGCUGCCAAGAGGGGGGUGUCCCCUGAGGAGGCACACCCCAGAAUCAAGAUCAAGAAGGAGAAGGAGGACCCGGCCUACGAGCGCUACGCCGGCAGCAGCCAGCAGCCCAGCAAGGGCUCCGAGAGGAAGGGUGGGAGCAGGACACAGCGCCGGGAGGAGGAGCGGAGACACCAGAGGCCCUCGGAGAGGAGAGGGGAGAAGGGCUGCCAGGAGCAGCGGGGACAGAGCGGUUCCUGGGAGGAGAGGAGAGAGGAGCCGGGCAGGAGGGGCGAGGGGCACGGCAGCCGGCGGGAGGAGCGUCCCGAGGGAGGCAGAUCCCGGGAGCGCGGCUCCGGGAGAGGCUCCAGCCGCUGCUGAGCCCAGGAACCAGCACUUUGGGAGCCAGGAGAAGCCCUGGGCUUGUCCAAAAAUCCUGUUCCGAGCCUCCCUGUGCCUCUGGCAGCCGGACUGUUCUCCUCCAGCACCUUCACCACGGAUUCUCAUUCCAUCCCUGGAAGGAGUGGCUGCGGAAUGGGAUGCAAGUCCUGUUCCCUCCUUCAGCCCUUCCGAGGACGCUCCGCCAUGACGAGAGGGACGGUCACUGGGAGCCGCAGGUUGCUCUCCUUCCCCAAAACACCCCGAUUUCCCCUAUUUUCACCCCAAUUUCUUUCACCAAGCGAGGAGAGAUUCUCCGUAAUUCUGUGAGGCGGGUGGGUGUCUCCCCUCGACCUGGUGGAUCCCCAGAGCUGCGUCGGGCCUUGUUUUGUUUUAAUUACCUCAAUAAAAGCCAAGCAGAGGAUGGUC